GGUUCUCGGCAGCCCACAAGUGUUGAAGUCGUCGCCUCGAGAGGUUAGAGGCCUCGAUCAUGCCUUUGGACGUGAAGCCAAGGCAGGGAAAGCCUAGGUCAAAGAGUCGUCUUCAUCGUGAAGCUCGUUCAAAGCUAACAGUUGCCCCUGCUAGGGGCAGGGACGAGAGUCCUGGCGUCGUCGAGAUGUCUCAGGGGCCUCCGAGUUCUGACGAUGGCAACAAAAACCCGGACGCCCCUCGGCCUGGCUUUCGCAUGUCCGCGAGCCAGUGUCUGCAGUAUUUGUGGGCCCAGAGGUACUUGGGCCUGCUUCUCCUUUUACUCUGGACUCUGGUGAUCUUGUGCUUCCUUGUGAACACCGACUCUCCGUCUUCAAAAGCGAAAUUGCCCUGGCUUGCUGAAGCUGCAGAACUUGGACCCCAGUGGGAAAAUAUGUUGGGCUAUUUCUUUCCAACAACAUGCAUCGUAAGGGACAAUCAGAAGAUAGUGGCGUGUAAUAACCAGCCGGGUCUCAGCAAGAGUGAGUGUUUAAAAUUCAAGUGCUGUGUUUCAACAUUUGGGACCAAAAUCGGAUGCUAUGCCCCACUAAGGGACAAGUCUACACAGAUGCUCCGGGUGUUUGGACUUGCUAUGAUCAGCAUGAUAAUCCUGGGACUUCUGCCCAUGUAUUGCGGUUCUUUUUGCGGGAGGAGGAAAAAGAUGAACAGAAUGGUGACGGUUUUGAAGAAACAGAGAACAAAAAUGAAGAAGGAGCCUAAAAGGAGGAAGACAUCAGAGGAAAGAGCUUUACUUUCCACUUGAGAAUGCAGAUCUGCCAUAGCAGAAGAGAGGAGACUUUCUUAGUCAACCAAAUCCACUUAACUUUCGAAAGACAAUUUUUGUCAUAGUUUCAAAUCAAAUUAAAGUUUCAUUGAAUGCAUCAAA
Mastomys coucha (southern multimammate mouse) is the source of this 923-nucleotide messenger RNA. It is a transcript of the gene Fmr1nb, whose product is annotated as FMR1 neighbor. Bases 60 to 800 code for a protein of 246 amino acids. The record is from RefSeq and is a predicted model, not a curated record. Lineage: Eukaryota; Metazoa; Chordata; Mammalia; Rodentia; Muridae. The transcript has 6 exons.